Messenger RNA from Oncorhynchus keta (chum salmon), 2182 nucleotides. Its product is annotated as DNA-directed RNA polymerase I subunit RPA49-like. The record is from RefSeq and is a predicted model, not a curated record. Lineage: Eukaryota; Metazoa; Chordata; Actinopteri; Salmoniformes; Salmonidae. The transcript is spliced from 10 exons. The coding region runs from base 115 to 1089 and encodes 324 amino acids. Gene Ontology annotation, biological process: RNA polymerase I preinitiation complex assembly; transcription elongation by RNA polymerase I; nucleolar large rRNA transcription by RNA polymerase I. Gene Ontology annotation, cellular component: RNA polymerase I complex. Gene Ontology annotation, molecular function: DNA binding.
GUUCAGGUUGCAGAAUCAGACAGACUCUCCUAUGUUGGUGAUAACUUUGGAACAGGAUCCCUAAAAUGCAACAACCUUUGCAAGUAUUAUGUCGGGGUGCUGAACAAGGAGACCAUGAGGAUGGAGGUACACAACGCUCAACUGUUCAACAUGCAGCCCGUCAUCCCAGGGGAGGCGUCUACAGAGAAUGAUGCGUCCCAGAACACAGAUCUAACAUACAGGGAAAAGGUGGACUCUCUGAUCGAGGCGUUUGGUACCAACAAGCAGAAGAGAGCUCUGACCUCCAGGAGACUGAACCAGGUGGGCAGUGAGACCCUGCAGAGCGCUGUAGCAAAGGCUGCCCACACCAUCAUAGACCAGAAGGGCCUGGAAGUCCUUCAGCAGGAGGUUGUCCAGGCAGAGUCCCAGUCUGAAGUUUCUCAUUAUCUUCCUCCCUGCUUCCCCGACGCCGACACACCUCAACACGUCUACCUGUUUGACGACAUCCUGUCUCCGGUGGAGUACGAUGUCCUGGAUGCUGCUGGCUCCAAGAUGGCCGCCCUGACCCCAGAGGAACUACAGAACUUAACAGAUGAAGGGUGUCAGAGCGUGGUGAGUCAGUUGGAGAGCCUGCCCAGAGAGGGCGUGGCCAGAGAGAGACAUGCCCGCUGUGCCUUCUACCUCCUCCUGCUGCUCAAACUGGCACGGCAGAAAAACAUGACUCGCAAGUUCGGGCAGGAGGAGGGCUGCCCUCGUAUCAUCCACAUCAAGCUGAAGAGGACCUUCACCGUGGAGACCUUCAAUCACGGCAGGGUGCAGAACGUGGUGUCUACGUCGAUGCGUGUGAAGGUGGCAGCGUACUGCCUGGCCCUGCUGCUCCACAUGGGAGACAUGACCGCUGACCUCACCCUGUUACACAGAGACCUGGGGGUCACAGAGAAACGGAUGGUGGAGGUGGCCAAGUCGAUGGGGCUGACCCUGUCCAGACACGGCUGUGUGACGGGGGACGACGGCGGUCCGACGGCUGAAAACAGACUGGCGUCUCUGCGGCUGCCCCUCGUCAAAUACCAGACGUUCACGGAGAUACGCAAACGCAAAAAAAUGCAUUAGAGGGAAGACGAGGAAGACGAGGAAGACGAGGGGAAACGCUUCCAAAACACACCGACAGCGUCCCAUUUUGAGCAAAAUAGUGCGCGGCCUCGUCUGGUUAUGACUGAAGUUCAACAUUCACCUUUUCUGCUGCAGACAGUCUGAUACAUCCAACGUGACGCUCUACCCAGAAGGCACUGCGACUGCCUCUGAAACGCAACGCCGCAAGGAUAACUUCUGGGUGUACCAACAUGUAAUGACUCUGUCGGUGUGAUUGAAGUGGAAGGAGGAGGGGAGGAAGCCGUCUGUCAAGCCGUCUGCAGCAGACAGUCUGAUACAUCCAACGUGACGCUCUACCCAGAAGGCACUGCGACUGCCUCUGGAGAUGAAUGUACUUCUGGUUGUACCAACGUGUAAUGACUCUGUCGGUGUGAUUGAAGUGGAAGGAGGAGGGGAGGAAGACAUGGGGGAAGGAGGAAGAGGAGAGGGUAAAUAUUCCUAGAGAGGGGAGGUGAGGAAGACUGGGGGAAGGAGGAAGAGGGAAGGGUAAAUAUUCCUAGAGAGGGGAGGUGAGGAAGACUGGGGUAAGGAGGAAGAGGAGAGGGUAAAUAUUCCUAGAGAGGGGAGGUGAGGAAGACUGGGGUAAGGAGGAAGACUGGGGUAAGGAGGAAGAGGGGAGGGGAGGUGAGGAAGACUGGGGUAAGGAGGAAGAGGGGAGGGGAGGUGAGGAAGACUGGGGUAAGGAGGAAGAGGGGAGGUGAGGAAGACUGGGGUAAGGAGGAAGAGGGAAGGGUAAAUAUUCCUAGAUAGAGGAGAGGAAGACUGGGAUAAGGAGGAAGAGGAAAGGGUAAAUAUUCCUAGAGGGGAGGUGAGGAAGACUGGGAGGAAGAGGGAAGGGUAAAUAUUCCUAGAGGGGAGGUGAGGAAGACUGGGAUAAGGAGGAAGAGGAAAGGGUAAAUAUUCCUAGAGGGGAGGUGAGGAAGACUGGGUUAAGGAGGAAGAGGGAAGGGUAAAUAUUCCUAGAGGGAAGGAGGGUUAGAUAAAGAUGGAUACUAGAAACCCUCCUCACAAAGUAUUCUGUAAACAAAUAAAACAAUUUAAUGUACUAAACUAA